Lathyrus oleraceus (garden pea) is the source of this 2756-nucleotide messenger RNA. RefSeq lists its product as uncharacterized. The record is from RefSeq and is a predicted model, not a curated record. Lineage: Eukaryota; Viridiplantae; Streptophyta; Magnoliopsida; Fabales; Fabaceae. The transcript has 2 exons. The coding region runs from base 1314 to 2168 and encodes 284 amino acids. Gene Ontology annotation, molecular function: zinc ion binding.
AAAUACACUUUACCCCCCUGUAAUGUUAGCGAGUUUAGGGUUACCCCCCUGUAAAAAUAUUUUUUGUAAACCCCCCCUUAUGUUAUGUAGAUUCCUUCAUAGAACCCCCUAAUAUCCAGGUGGCAUGGAAUCUAAUAAGAGGUCCUACACCUGGCAUAUUUUUAAUUUUGUUAAAGUGAUUAUGUGUCAUUUUACACUUUGCCAUUUCAAAUUCCCCCUUAGAAAAUUAGGGUUCUGAACAUAGAUGAAGAUGACCUCAGGGAAGACGAAGAUGAAGACGAAGAUGAAGAUGACCGCAGUGAAGACGAAUAUGAAGAUGAAGACGACCGCAGUGAAGACGAAGAUGAAGACAACCUCAGCGAAUACGAAGAAGCGAUCCAGCUCAGUGAAGACGAGCUCAGUGAAGUGUCCAAAGUUCGAGGUUAGUAAAAAUUUGAAGUUCAUCAAUGUCGUAGGGUAAAACCUUGAAAUCAACAAUCUUUGACAUGUGGGUAUAAUAUAUUGACAGGAUUCACAACACUUUAGUGUUACACUCCACCAUGGGGGUGAAUUUUACAGGGUUUCUGAAGAAGAAAUUAUAUACAGAGGGGGUAUGGAUACGACAGUUAAUGGGAUACAUGUUUCAAAUUGGAACAUGGAUAACAUUGAGAAGUUGUUGAGUAGGUUAGGGUAUAAGGCUGAUUGUGUUAGGGUAUGGACAAAAGUUUUAGAAAUUCAAGAUGGUUUUUUUCUGAUUAGGAAAGAUGAUGAUGCUGUUGAUGAUGUUGCUCUAUACUUAAGUGUUAUGAAUGUGAAAGGAGAUUUGUAUGUUGAACAUAGUACUGGGAACAUGGACCCUGCUGAUAGGGAACCUAAAUGUGUGAAUGAUGAUGACCACCCCCCUGAUAAUGGAAUUGUUCGUUUAGAUGAGGAGAAGGUAGAGGGGUUAGAUGACAGUGAAGAUGAAAGAGCUACUGCUUACUUUGAUGGUUUUGAAGGAAUAGACGUUACUAAGCCUAUUAGGGAGGAGUUUGAUGGUUUUGAAGGAAUAGAUGUUACUAAGCCUAUUAGGGAGGAGUUUGAUGGUUUUGAAGGAAUAGAUGUUACUAAGCCUAUUAGGGAGGAGCCCAAUAACAGUAAGGAGGAGCCCAAUAACAGUAAGGAGGAGCCCAAUAACAGUAUGGAUUCAGAUGAUGUAUACUAUAGUGAUGAGUUGAAUAGUUCUGACCCAGAUGAUUCUUGUGAUGAAGAAAGGCCCAAGUAUGCUAGGUUUAGGAAAGAGCAUCUAAACAAAGACUUUAUAUUCAAGUGGGGUAUGGAAUUCAACACACUUGAUGACUUUAGGGCAGCUACCCCCCUGUAAUUUUUGGGAAUUAGUAGGAAUUCCAUGUAGGCAUGCUGUAGCUGCUCUGAGUUAUAGAAAGCAAAACCCUGAUGAAUUUGUUGAUGCUUGUUACACAAGAGAAAAGUUUGCACUAUGUUAUGGAUUUUCAGUAAGUCCAAUCAAUGGUCAAGAUAUGUGGCCAGAAGUUGAGAUGGAACCACCUCUACCACCUGCAUAUAAAAAUGGUCCUGGUAGACCUAAGAAGAUUAGGAUAAGAGAAAGUGGAGAGGAUGGUGCAAGGAAGAGAAGAUCUGGUGUUGCAUAUAAGUGCACCAAAUGUGAUAAUUUUGGUCACAAUGCUAUGACUUGUAAGGCUACCACUCAGGAUCCCAAUGCACUUAAAAGAAAGAGAAAACCUAAAAAAGGACAUGUGCCAACUGCAACUGAUAUGCCAACUGCAAAUUCUAUGUCUGCCCCAACUGCAACUGAUAUGCCAACUGCAUCUGAUAUGCCUGCCCCAACUGCAUCUGAUAUGCCUGCCCCAACUGCAACUGAUAUGCCUGUCCCAACUGCAACUGAUAUGCCUGUCCCAACUGCAACUGAUAUGACUGUUCCAACAAAUGUGCCUGUUCCAACUGAUCCACAGCCUCCAACUGAUAUGCCUGUUCCAACUGCAAUGAGUCAAACAGGAUCUAGUGUGGCUGCCUCAAUCACAAAACAAUCCAGAAAAAGGGUUGAAAAAAAACCUAUCAUCAAAAGAAGGCAAAGUGAGAGGAUCAAGUUGAGUUGGUUUAAAAGACCCAUAACAGGUGAAGGAAUAUCUAGUGACAAACCAAUUACCCUACCAGAAAAUGAAGACAUGUAAUCCUUUUGGAAAACUCUUUUGUAAUGCCAACUGAUCUUUGUAGUCCUUUUGUAAUCCUUUUGGAAAUUUGUAAUCCUUUUGUAAUCCUUUUGGAAAACACUUACUGCUUGGUGGCUGGAUUCAUACAUUAGAAAUUUGUUUGGUUAAUACAUAUGCACUCUGCUAUGGUUAAUCCUUUUGUAAUCCUUUUGUAAUCCUUUUGGAAAACACUUACUGCUAUGGUUAAUACAUAUGCACUCUGCUACCACUGAUCUUUUGAAUGCUCUCUCUUAUUUGGCUGGAUUCAUACAUAUGCACUCUGCUACCACUCAUCUUUUGUUAAUUUUAGUCAACAUAUUGGCAGUUUUUUAAAGCAAGAAAAACUCUUAAAAUUUUGACUCUAAAUUGGCCAUACACCAUUAUUUCCAUGUUAAAGCAAGAAUAACCCUUUGUUGCCUCAUUGAAUGAAAAACUGUCUCAAAUUUGGUUCUGUGAAACUAAGCAGAUUAGGGCAGCCUAGGAGUUAAUGAAGUUCAAUUGUGGAACUUGGAAUUCGAGACAAAUGGUUAGUUAUUCAGUUAAAAGUUUGUUAGUGCAUUUUGAGACAAU